Molecule: messenger RNA, 5239 nt
Organism: Brienomyrus brachyistius
Lineage: Eukaryota; Metazoa; Chordata; Actinopteri; Osteoglossiformes; Mormyridae
Exons: 9
Coding region: 1918-3321 (467 amino acids)
Biological process (GO): transmembrane transport
Cellular component (GO): membrane
Molecular function (GO): transmembrane transporter activity
Source: RefSeq, a predicted model, not a curated record
UCUCCUGCACAGCCCUUGAUACCCAAGAGCUGGCCAACCUUAGCAGUGUCAUAGUCCUGAGCAAGAACCACACGACAGAGGGCUGUGCAGGCGGCUGGGAGUACAGCAAGGAGGUCUUCUCCAGCACAGUGGUGACUGAGCCGUAGUGGGGAGCCGCUGACCAACUCCGGAGAUAUUGUCAAGCACUGGAAGGAAUGCUUUGAGGAACUCAUCAGGAGGCAAAGCAGGAGCCUGUUGUUGUGACUGAAGUUACUACGGUGGUGGAGGAAAGGCUGCGGGGGUCGAUGACAUCUGUCCUGAGGUGGAGAUCAUUAUUUUUAAAAAUGAGGAUCAGAAGGUGUGUUCCAGCUAUAGAGGGAUCACACUUCUCAGUGUUCCUGGGAAAACCUAGCUGGGGUGCUGGACAGGAAAAUCCCCUAGGAUUCGGGAGGAAAAUGUGGAUUCCGGACUGAGCAAGGAUUCCCUUCUAUGCCACACCGAAACCCUGGGGCCAGGCUGGCUGGAGGUGUGGAUUCCAAGGUGCUGCCACAGCCUGCAUGUGCUUUGUGGACCUGGAGAAGGCAUGUGACUGGAAGUCUGGGCACAUGCAGUGGGAAUGCAGUGGGGGCUUGUAGCAAUAUAGAGAGUCUAGGCUGUUAUUAGGGGCUCUUCAGACCCCCGACAAAUUCAGUAAGAGUUGUGGCCACAUCCUUAGCAGAAAGUUUAAUCCACUUGGAAAGGAUGUUGGCAUCUUCUCCACUUCCGCUCAGGAUUUUCAUGUACAGGAUAUCAAAGUACAGACAUAGCUGGAGAGGUGUCCAGUUCAGGGGGGCUAGAAGGGUCAGCCCUGCUCUUUGCAGAUGAUGAUGUGCUUUAUCGCCGUCUGUGUCGCUGUCCUCACCUGCAAUCAUGCUGGAGGGAUUAUAGCUCUCAGUUGGCUAGAGAACAUUUAGGGGUCCCACAGAAUGAGCCUGUCUAUGGCCAUGGAAAAGGACAGCUGAGCUGAGUUUGGUGUCACCGCAACCCUUAUUAGGAGAAGCGGUGGAAAGAUGAUGAUGAUGAUGAUGAUGAUGAUGAUGCAAUAGGAGAAACUCAUUUCUGGGUGCUAUUUGCCUUGUAGUGAGAUAGAACAUGUGGCUAAUAGUACGAUCUGGUUUCCUUUUCUUAGAAAAACAUGUUCAUUUUGUCCUUGUGCCACAUGUCCUUCUUCUGUUCACAGUGGGAUCUUGUGUGCGAUAAAGCCAAACUGAACACUAUUGCAUCAUCAGUCUACAUGUUCGGACUUCUGGUUGGAGCUCUUCUGUCUGGAGUUUUGGCAGAUAAGUAAGGGUGAACACUAACGAUGCAGCUCUAGCUUCUUCCAAGGCCCCUGGUUGUUGCAGACAGACAGGGCACAUACACCACCAAGGCAUUACCUGCUUGCAAAGCUACUGUACUGUCAUUGCAAAGUUGCCUUUAAAAAAAAUUGUCAGUUACGGUGCUUAAAUUCCAUUGUUGCUGGUGGAGGGAAUACAAUGAGGAUAUAAAAAUAUUAACUGGGAAUGAAAUUUAGGUGUGCAUGCGUGAGUGAAUGGUGUGUGAGUGUGCCCUGCGAUGGGCUGGCCCCCCUUCCUGGGUUGUUCCCUGCCUCGUGCCCAUUGCUUCCGAGAUAGGCUCCAGACCCCCCGCGACCCAGUAGGAUAAGCGGUUUGGAAAAUGGAUGGAUAGAAUGAAAUUUAUUUGAAUCUCACCAAAAAGGGCAUGUAUAUUAAAUUCAUUUACUAAGCUAUCCCGGAAAGCAAAUUUUUACAAUGGCAGUAAGACAAUACCUAAUGCAGUCUUCCAGUACACAUGCAGUAUUAUGAGGCUGCUAGCAUAAUUUUUCCAUAAAUAACAUGAAAGUGCAUACAUGGUGAAAAUGUUAGUUUCAGGCUGACAGUAGAAACCUUUCAAGGGGCAAUGAAGCAGCCAGAUAUUACAAAGGCAUUUUUCCAGGAUCACAUGCACCACACCUGCAAACCCAGUAUAAAAUCGGUCUUAUCUGAUCUUUCUGUGCGACAGAAUGUCACAGCUGUUUUCAGGGUGUUGUGGCCGACUCAGUUUGAAACACGCUUUCAACCACAUUCUGCCUCCAAGUCAAAUAUAUUGCAAACAUUCUGUCCUUUGAAAAGAUGGGAAUCAUUCUGCAAACCUGUAACUUUGUCUUGUUCCAGAUACGGCCGAAGGAUCAUCAUUCUUGUUGCCUUAGCUGUUCAGGCCACCUUUGGAGUCGGUGCCGCUUUUGCCCCGAAUGUCUGUACCUACAUGUUCUUGCGCUUUGUGGUCGGAAUGACUGUUGCUGCAGUGAUCAUGAACAUCUUCGUUUUAGGUACGGAAUGGACGGGGCAGAAGCAUCGGAUGCUCGCCGGCCUGCUCACCGACUACUUCUUUGGGUUGGGGUACAUCAUGCUGGCUGGAGUUGCGUAUCUGAUCCGUGACUGGAGGACACUGCAGCUGGCCAUAUCUCUGCCUGAAUUCCUGUUCUUCUUCUACAUUUGGGUACUGCCUGACUCUGCCCGCUGGCUAAUAACCAAAGGGAAGAAGGAGGAAGCCGUGGAUCUAAUCCAAAAAGCAGCAAUAAGGAACAGAAACCCGCUGCCCCCCAAUUUUGAGCUGUUUCAGCAACCCAAUGAGCUCAACGGAGAGGCAAAGAGGAAAAAGGGCAGCCUGAUUGACCUUGUCCGCACCUCGAGGAUGAGGAAGCGGUCGCUGAUACUGUUCUACCUCUGGUUUGUUAAUUCGCUGGUUUAUUAUGGCUUGUCUCUGAACAUCACCGCCUUUGGCAUGAACAUCUACCUCACCCAGUUUAUCUUCGGACUGGUGGAAAUACCUGCCCGCACCAUCAUCCUCUUCACCAUCAACCGAUCCAGGAAGAUCUGUCUGAUCUGCUUUUUCGUCACCGGAGGGCUUGCAUGCCUUUCAACCAUUUUUGUUCCAGACAAGAUGCCCGUUCUGAGGAUUCUCUUGGCCAUGAUCGGAAAAUUCGGGAUCACGGGUUCCGUCUCUGUGAUAUACAUCUAUUCCGCAGAGGUGUUUCCCACGGUCAUCAGGCAAAACGGAAUGGGCGUGUCGUCCAUGUGUGCCCGCACCGGAGGCAUCAUCUCUCCCAUCAUGCACCUGCUGGCGAGCCACAGGAAGGAGGUACCCAUGGCAGUGUUUGGCGUCUGCCCCCUCUUGGGGGCUGCCCUUGCUCUAAUGCUGCCCGAAACUGCCGGCAAGCCCCUGCCCGACACCAUCAAGGAUGUGGAGCAGACCCAGUGCAGAGAGGAUGCAGAACAGGUCCUCUACAAGCAAGCCCCGCGGUCCCUGGAGGUCAUGAUCUGAGCCCCCGCCCCCCGUGGUCAGGACCACACAAAGACAAAGAUAAUUCUACUGAACGGGCUCCCCAACCCUUUUUUUUGGGGGGGGGGGGGGGGGUUGGAGGGUGCUGAUGAUAACAUUUGCCGAGCAGGUUCCGGCAGUAGUUCCGUUUUUCCAAGGCACCCCCCCCCCAGUAUCUGGGCCCCUGAAAGUCUUCCCCUUUCUGUGUGCAGUGAACCGUAAAUCACAAAGUGCUCAUUAAAUGACCAAAGGGAGUUAUGUUAUUACAAUAAUGUUACAAAAUGUUAAAAUAGACACAAAUCUGUUGAUGCCAGGUGCCAUGUGAACUGUUUCAUGUAAUGCAAUACAAUUUUUCUGUUGUCCAUACUUUUUUACUUUUUGGUUAAAAAAAAACAAACCUUAUUUAAAAUAAUCAUAAUCACUCCUGAUUAUAUACAGUCCAGGAAAUCAUGUAAAAAACAUGCAGGAGAAUUUCAUACAGGAGAAAUCAACAUCAUGUUAUUUCAUUGAAGUAAAGAGCUUUAGCCUAUCCGUUAACAUAAUGACAUGGUCAUUUUUAAUACAUUGUAACAUUAGCAAAGUGCAGAAUCCACAUGCCUCUUGUACUGGUACCUAAGUAACAGUACUGAUGAUUUCUCCGGCCAAUACUGUGUGCCAGCAGAUUACUCAAGAUACUCCUGUAUCUCAUAAUAUGCACGACUCCUUUUCUCACGGGCCACAGUCUUGCCGAUUAAAUAAUAAGUGUUAACAAAAUCACAGAGACUGCAUAUUCAAACCACCACUUAAAAAUAUGACUGAGAACUGCAGAGUGACACCUUCUCCAGCAGUUUCAGCCUAUGGCCUGCUCUGCAUUCUGCUGUGUUUGCAAUCCCACUCAGCCUCUGUCACAGUCUUUUAAAAUAUAUUUUAUCCUACAAAACCCUGAAAAAUCUGAAAAUACACCAAUCCAGAACAGCUGCAGUCAAACACAAAACUAAAUAAACAUCCAGAAUGUUGUAUUUGACAUACUUGUGUUCUUUGGACUUCCGGAAGGUUAUAUUUAUUAUUAUGUUUUUUGGCUACUGUAAUAAAAGUUUAGGAUGUAUUUCAAUUUUCAUGUUUUUAACCUUCUUGAUGACUUCAAUGUGGCCUUUUGCUCUGGAAUGAAAGUGUAUGUUAGGGACCAGCAUGACAGUGCAGUGUGAAGACAUUGACUUAUGGACAAUUAAAACAGCGAGAAGGUGCAUACAGUGAAGGUAUAUACAGUGAAGGUGCAUACAGUGAGGUGGAGAUAUUGCUUCCAUUUUGUUUAUUUUGCUAUUGGAUAAAUGGAUUAUUUCUAAUCAAUUUGAACUCUUAGUUUCAACAAUAUAUAUAUAUAUAUAAAACAUAUUCUCUUAAAUCUAUUAACAAUACUUUAUUACAUACGGUAAUUUCAUAUCUAGCACCAUUGAUAUGUAAUACAUUUAAAUAACCCAAAUUAGUUUAUGAUUAGUUUUUAGUUUAAGUUUAAGUGUUUAAGAUUAGUUGUUUAAGUAAGGAUUGUUUCACCUACUACCGCGACCCUCUACUGGACAAGAGUAUAUGGAAGAUGAAUGUCUUCACUCUCUGGUGGUUUAGUGCACUGCAGAUGCAAUCCGGGCUGUGCGCUGCAUUUCGCCUUUUGCAUUCCAACAUAAACUCUUUAAUCUGGAUACGUGGCUGUUGCUGAAAACAGAAGACUAUGCUUACUUUAUAACCUACUAUUGCCACCAUAUGGACAAAAGUGGUAUUUUAAUUUUUCCUUUUCUGAUACAUCAACGUGACAUACAGCUUCUCUAUUUUUACGGUCUGGAUUUUUUCCCCCUGUGUUAUAAUAUUGAGUGCAGGUCAUUGUUUUUAUUGUUGAAAAAGUAUGAAUCACAUCAAAAUUAAAUACUGUUUUAUCAUAUGUUUGACUGGA